UCCCGCACUAAGCUGUCGGCAGUCCUUAGCAUAGGGGCACACUCAGGCAUUCCUGUCAAGUCAUCUUGUGAAAGGCUGCCUGCUUCCAGCUUGGCUGGAAAGCGGAACCUUAAUAAAACUCACUGAAGUCGGAGGGAAAAUAGCAGUUCGGCUGCAGAUAGGGUCGAGGCAAGGGGCUAGGAUGUGUACAUGCUGCUGACUACAACAGGCUGCGUGCUGAACUGUUACACAGAGAGGAAACAAUAAAUCUCCGCUACUAUGCAAUAAAUAUUUCAACUUUUAACGAAGGGAACUAUCAUUCCAGUGAAAUAAAUUUAAUUUUUUUUUUUUUUUUGGCUAAAGCUACAAAUGAAUCGUUUUCUAGGAUUCUCCUUUCAGGGCUGACUUUAAAAAUAAAACACCAAAAAGCAUUUUUUUUUUUGCAUACAAUUAAAACAACAACAACAAUACUGGUUAAAGAACGAAAGAAGAACUCACAGGGGGAGGUAAAAAAAAAAGUUAUACAGAGGCAGAAAAGGAAGGUGCUGAUACGAUGACAGUUUUCCUCUCCUUUGCUUUCCUGGCUGCUAUUCUAACUCACAUAGGCUGCAGUAAUCAACGGCGAAGCCCGGACAGCAGCGGGCGAAGAUACAAUCGGAUUCAGCAUGGGCAAUGCGCCUACACCUUCAUUCUGCCGGAACAGGACACAAACUGCCGGGAGAGCACCACGGACCAGUACAACACCAAUGCUCUACAGAGAGAUGCUCCUCUCAUGGAACCGGAUUUCUCUUCCCAGAAACUGCAACAUCUGGAACAUGUGAUGGAAAACUAUACUCAGUGGUUGCAAAAACUUGAGAAUUACAUUGUGGAAAAUAUGAAGUCAGAGAUGGCUCAGCUACAGCAGAACGCUGUUCAGAACCAUACGGCCACCAUGCUCGAGAUAGGAACCAGCCUCCUUAGUCAAACAGCAGAGCAGACAAGAAAACUUACAGAUGUGGAGACCCAGGUUCUAAAUCAAACAUCUCGACUUGAAAUUCAACUGUUGGAGAAUUCAUUAUCAACUUACAAGCUAGAGAAACAACUGCUUCAACAGACACAUGAAAUCCUAAAAAUUCACGAGAAAAACAGUCUAUUAGAACAUAAAAUCCUAGAAAUGGAAGAAAGACACAAGGAAGAAUUGGACACUUUAAAGGAAGAGAAGGAGAACCUGCAAAGCUUGGUAACUCGCCAGACAUACAUUAUCCAGGAAUUGGAGAAACAGUUAAACAGGGCAACCAGUAAUAACAGUGUCCUUCAGAAGCAACAGCUGGAGUUGAUGGACACAGUUCAUAACCUCGUCAAUCUUUGUACUAAAGAAGGUGUUUUACUUAAGAGUGCAAAAAGAGAGGAGGACAAACCAUUUAGAGACUGUGCAGAUGUGUAUCAAGCUGGUUUUAAUAAAAGUGGAAUCUACAGUAUUUAUAUUAAUAACGUGCCAGAGCCCAAAAAGGUAUUUUGCAAUAUGGAGCUUACAGGAGGAGGUUGGACAGUAAUACAACAUCGUGAAGAUGGGAGUCUGGAUUUUCAAAGAGGAUGGAAAGAAUAUAAAAUGGGUUUUGGUAAUCCAUCUGGUGAAUACUGGCUAGGAAAUGAGUUUAUCUUCGCAAUUACCAGUCAGAGGCAAUAUUCUUUAAGAAUUGAGUUAAUGGACUGGGAAGGAAACCGAGCAUAUUCCCUAUACGACAGAUUUCACAUAGGAAAUGAAAAGCAAAAUUAUAGGUUAUAUUUAAAGGGCCACAGUGGGACAGCAGGAAAACAGAGUAGCCUGAUCUUACAUGGUGCCGAUUUUAGCACAAAAGAUGCUGAUAACGACAACUGUAUGUGCAAAUGUGCUGUCAUGCUAACAGGAGGCUGGUGGUUUGAUGCCUGUGGCCCUUCAAAUCUCAAUGGGAUGUUCUAUACUGCUGGACAAAACCAUGGAAAGCUGAAUGGAAUCAAAUGGCAUUACUUCAAAGGUCCCAGCUAUUCCUUACGGUCCACAACAAUGAUGAUCCGACCCUCUGACUUCUGAAAGCACCCCAUAAGAAUAGAAGCCAACCAACAGACACGUUGAGCCGAACAGUUACCAGAUGACAGACUUCUUGUGCCAACAACCAGAAGCAAAGUCUGGACUUCCCUCCAGCCACACAGUAGUGACAUGGAAGCCUAAUUGUUUCUCUCCUCUGGUUUCAAGGCCUGAACAAACUCACCAAAGUCUCUCCCCUUGGGCUGCUAAGCCUGAAUUUUUGGGCUAAAUGGAAUGUGCUUCCAUUCCACUUGACAAAAGAAAGAAAAAAAGUUCACCUGCUGAGUUUCUUCUGCUACACUUGGAGCUCACCUUGGAAUAUAAGGACGAGAUAGCCAAUGCAUUUUAUUUCAUUGGGAAAAGGCCAAAUGAAAAAGAGAAUAUUGACUUUGAAAUGAAGGAUGAAAAUGAACUCACCAUUAUCCAUUAGGAAAAAAAAUAUUUUACUCAUGGAAUGGCAUUGCAUCUAUGCAAAGUAUGGCAAAGAAGGCUUUGAUUCUUGCACAGAUUAAAUGAAUGUCCAGGGGGAACAUUCUAAUCUUUGUUUCCUGAAUGGAUUCAAUGUAAAUGGAUGAGUUUCUGCAUUUGGAAUCACAUAUCAUACUUAAUAGUUAUUCUUAGUUAAAACAUCUUCAAAUGUCAAAUUUACUUCACCUGGGGAAACACAAUAAAUCGUAGUAAAUGAACAUGCUAACAGUAGUAGGUGGAAAAUCUUCAAUUGCUUUCUGCUUUUAGGGCAAAGCCCACAGAUCAUUGGCAUAAUACUCCAACUAGGAUUGAUGAUGUGAGAAGCGAGCUUGUUUUCCUGGUUUUUUUUUCCCUCUCUAGUGCUGAAGCUUUUGUCCAUAUUAAAAGCAGACUGACUGAAUGUUUUAUUGGAAAAGCCUGAGGAAAGUUUAAAGAAUAUGAACUCUUACUAUGGAGAACUCAUUUUGCAAAUCAAAUGAUAGCACGAACUCUUUUUCACUUGACAGUAUAUGAAGAAGCAGCAUUUGUGUGUGUAUUAAACAUAGUUUAACUGGAGCAGCUCAUUUUAUGGUAUUUUUUUUUGCAUGUGCACACUUAAAAGUGUUACUUCAUUAUGUUAAAACAUUUUUCUGAUCUCCAGUACUUCCCUCCAGAUGAAAAUUUUGCAUUAGUUGAAACAGGUUUACCAAGUCCACCUUUUCUCACCUUUCUAUAAAAAAGACCACUUUUUAGUCUAAGAAGAAUAAAAGAAUAAAUAUUGUUAUCAAUUGUA
Monodelphis domestica (gray short-tailed opossum) is the source of this 3263-nucleotide messenger RNA. It is a transcript of the gene ANGPT1, whose product is annotated as angiopoietin 1. Lineage: Eukaryota; Metazoa; Chordata; Mammalia; Didelphimorphia; Didelphidae. Gene Ontology annotation, biological process: blood coagulation. The record is from RefSeq and is a predicted model, not a curated record.